AUGGGACACCCUGAGGGGAGCGGGACACUCUGAGGGGAGCGGGAUCCGAUUAAACGCUGAGGAGAGCGGAGCCCCUGGGGCAACGGGACAGCCUGAGGGGAGCGGGACACUCUGAGGGGAUCCGAACUCUCCUCAAGUCCUGAGGGCGUUGGGGUCACCUGAAGCGCUGAGGGGAGCGGGACCCCCGAGGUGCCGAGGGCAGCGGGGCGCCCUGAGGGCUGAAGGCUCUCCCGAAAGGACCCCCGGGUUCCCCUGAGGGCGUGGGGAUCCCCCUGAGGGCGUGGGGAUCCCCCUGAGGUGCUGACGGGGCCAGAGGCGCUCGGGCGGAGCUCGGCAGCCCUGCGGAGCUGUGCGGGCGGGGCCGGGGUCCCUCAGCCUGGUCCUGUGUGUGGAACUCCCUCGGCACAGCUCUGGGUGCCGUGCCCGGGGCCGAGGAAAUGCCAUUAAAUCUUACUGGUUUCACCUGAAAAAUCCCUUAGGGGUAGAUGGAGAACGUUAAGGUCACGGAUCCAUAACAGUGUGGGGUUUUCUUACCUAUACCUCAUCCUGGCAACAAAUUGUUUGUGGAGCUGAGGAUCGGAGGAAAAAAAAAAAAAAAACCAACCCGAACUUGCAGCUGUAGGCUGAGCAAUAAUUAAAGUGUUCAGGCAGGUUGUAAUCUUUAUGCAACAAAAUGAAGCCUUGUUAUUCGGGUUGAAGUUAAGUGUAGCAUGAGCUGUCCUUAUUAAAAAAAAAAAAAAAAAAAAGUGCUCUUCCAAGAACUUAGAAUGUGGAUUCCUAAAGUGUAGAGAGGUAAGGACUUAGGAAAAGGGUAACUUUUCUCAGUUUUUAAUGUCUGUUAGUAGACCUGAUGUAUGUUUUGACCGUAAUUAAAGACAGUUUGCUCAAGGGAUUUUGUUGCUUUUUGAAUGAAAUUAUAGAAUGUAGCAUUUAAAACGUUGAGCAACAUAGUUAUAAGGUGUUUUUUUCACGGGUAGGCAAAAAAAAAAUUUAGAAAAAAAUUACUGAUUGCUGCAGUUUGAGUACAUAACUUUUCUAAUAUUGCUGGUAGAAUAACACUUCUGGAUUUGCCCCUUUGUGUGGUGAGCGUUCACACCUGCCAGCUUUCUGUGCAUUCUGUGAAUCUUUAGAGCUAAACACUGCUCUUGAGAAAGCUGAAAGUGUCUGGGUUUUGUUCCAGGUGCUGCUGCUGUGAAAGAUGAGGCUGAAUGAGAGCCGGACAAGACCUUUCCAGGCUCCUGCCUCUGUCCACACCUUCCCGGGCAGGCAGGUGUUCGUGUUCCCCAAUGGCCGCUCCGACUCAGAGGAGUCCUCGGAGGAGGAGCUGAACGUGAUGGAGCUGCGGCCCAGGGGCAAGGAGCAGGCGCGGGGCAGCGGCCGGGCCCGGCUGGGGGACGUGGUGCUGCUGGAGAGGGAGCUCACGCAGGAGGACAGCCUCAACAAGCUGGCCCUGCAGUACGGCUGCAAGGUUGCGGAUAUCAAACGCGUCAACAACUUCAUCCGGGAGCAGGACCUGUACGCGCUGAAGUCCAUCAAGAUCCCGGUGCGGCCGCACGGGCUGCUCACGGAGAGCGCCGGGGCGCUGCGGCCGCCCCCGGCGGGGCCCGCCCAGCCCGGCCUGACGCGCCUGGAGCCGCCGGAGCCCGACCCCGGCGCGGGCGGCUCCGCCGACGGCCAGCGUCUCAGCGAGUACUUCAGGGGCAUCGACCAGAGCAUCCAGGACGCCGUGCAGGUGGAGGUGCAGCUGAACGCGCAGUACGGCGGGGAGGGGCUGAAGAGGCCCCUGCCCGAGGCAGGGAAGCGGGACGCUGGGAACGGUGCGGACUGCGGAAUCCAGUGGUGGAACGCCGUGUUCAUUAUGCUCCUGAUAGGAAUCGUCCUGCCGGUGUUCUAUAUCAUCUAUUUUAAAACACAAGCCCUGGUGGCCCACACCUCUAACAUGACAAACUCAAAUGCUUCAACAGCUGGAUAGGAAGGGAAAUUACCACCAGGCUCAGUCGUAGGAAAACAAACCCUAAGGUGAAAGGGCAGCCCACUUGAACCUCUCCAGCAGUAUUGAUUGCCCUUACGCUCGUGAUGACUCAAGUGCACCCAAGGGGAUACAACUAUACAGAGGAAUUUUAUUUUUAUAAGUAGCUGAUGAUGUAAUCCUGAAUUUGACUGAAAAUGAGGUGAUGUGAUUUUGAUGGAAAGACAAGGAUGCUUUGUUGCUUACGGAGAUCAUCACCCAGGUGGCCUCAGAGUUGGGAACUCUGUUGAGGGAAAGUAUUUUGUAGCAAUUUACUCAUGGUUGCUUCAGGUAUUUCUUAAUGCCGUGUCUAGAAGCAAAUUCUUUGCUGCUGAGCUAGAGAGUGCAGUAUUAAUGUGGUUGGAAAGUUAGGGGUUGUUUGCAUUUUAAGGAAACUCUUUUUACUGGAAUAGAAGCGGGGGACACUUCUUUUCAGGGGUGUAAUUUUUGUCUCUUGCAGGCCAUGGUGGUUUUGGCCUCCCUGACCCAAAUGAUGCCUUCUGGGGCUCUAAGCUGGGUGUGCCAGGGCACAAUGACACUGCCAGCACCCCACCUUGUCACCCCCCUGAGCAAACCUCUGAGCUGUGUUCAGUUCGGAUGCAUCAGGCGCACCCUGGGAAGGGUAAGCACAGACCUCUUCCCCUCAGUGAACUCCUUCAGAGAUGGCUCCUGAGAUCAGAGAUCUCCGUGCAGGUCUGUGCUGUCCCAGGGAGCUGCUCAGCCCUGCAGGGCCCCAGGUGGGCAGGGGGUGUUGGAUGAGGACAGGAGAGCACGAAAGAGGAGUCACAGGCACUUCUCAAGGACUCAUUUGCUGGCAGGAGGUCUAGUCAGUAUUAUUUGCUAAAAAAUACUAAUAAUAGUCUAUAGUGGUGCUUCUCAGACACCCAGGCUCAGUCAUGGAAUUACUUCCUCGUGUGCAGCCUGAGUGGGAGUGCUGAGCUGGGUGCAGGUUGCAAGGUCCAGGACAGAAGUCCAAGAAGAAAGAAGGGUGAAGCCUUUCCAGGAGAGGACUCUGAAGCUGCUGAUUGUGGCAGGUUUCUGUGAACUGGCCACAUGCACUGAAAAGCUUUGCAGGGCAGUGGAGGUGUCAGUCGGCCCCAGGGCUGCGCUCCUCAGGGCCGCUCAGCAAACACUACCUGCUGCAAGGGAGCAGCAAGGGAGGCCUUGGGAGCUUUGCUAAGAGAAGAACUUGCCUCAGAAAUUUGAUUCAGCAAACUCUGGGCCUGUGGGCAGAGGUGAAGGCUUUCCUGGAACCAACCACUAAAUGUGUGGGCAGGUGCUGCUGGUGCUGCACUGAGGGCAGCGCUGGUGGGCAGGUGCAGGAAGCUGCUGUUCGUUGUCCCCACCUGGGCCCAGCCCCAUUUGCAGCUUCCCAGCUGCCAGCAGCACCUCAGGGCUUUUCCAGCUUCCCCCGGGCAGCCCGAGGACUCUGCGGCAGAGCAGGGGCUGGAGAGGGGCUGUGGUACAGCACCGGCUGCUGUGCCGGUGUGGCUCAGCCUGGCAGUGUCUGCCUGCACAGGGAGGACUGAAGUGUCUCCAGCAAGGUGAGGACCCCACCCCACACAGGCACAACCAUGUGCUGCUACAAUGAGAACCUGUGUUCCCUGCAGCUCUCAAAAGUGGGAAUCUAAUUUUAUAAAUGAAUACUCUAAAGUAUCUUAUACUGAACAAAAAUUUGUAUUUUUCUUCUGUGAAGAGCUGUAUCUCUUUGUUCUGGGGAGGGGGUGGUUCUUACAUUUUUAAAUAAAGCCACAAGAAAUAAAAGCACAAGGGGCACAGCUUGUGCUUUAUUUGCUAUCACACAGCUGAGCACCUGCCCGAGGAAGAGGGGCCCCUUGCAGCCUCACCUCAGCCCCUGCAGGGAGCGGGAGUGGGAGCAGCAGGAGAGGCAGGACUGGCCUUGGGCUCUUCACUCCAAAUGGACCCUGGGCCAUCUGCCCAUUUCUCCAUGUUUCAUAGAAAGGUUCCUAGUGGGCAUCAGUCCAUGGGUGCAGUGACAAGUGUGUGUGUUUGAAUGAAAAUCCUCAUGGCUGCAGUUAAAAACCAACAGCUCGCACCUGGACUGACACCUGGAGGGGGCAAGGACGCGCCGGACGGGACCAGUGCUCUGCAAACACGAGAGAGGCCGGAGUACACAGUAAAAGCCAGUAUCUUUACUUUAGUGAAUGCAGGAUACAAAUAUUUUACAACAACCUCUAGCAUUUUCUUAACCAUUUGAUAAAAAGUUCACUAGAAUAUUUAUUGUAUAUUGAAGAAAAAACAACACAUUCAGGGAAAAAAAUUGAGAUUAACUUAUUUUUUUUCUUAAAAGAUUCGUCUCAAGGAUGGCAACAAAGUCCAGCUUGUGCCGCCAAACGGCUUAUCAGCAUUAAACCGUGAACAGCUUCUUGUGAACUGUUGACUACAAACAUUUACCAAAUACAUAAAUCUCUUUUAAAAAAGCCAUUUUAAAUAUAGCAAAGCAGUGUUCUCUUGCACAGCAAAGUGAAGAAAGGUUCUACUAAGAUUUAAAUGUUUACAUUGGUUAAGUCUUUCUUUCACAUUCGGAUUUAACUUCUGCCCAGGAUCAAUUGUUAGGAGUUGUUUUGUUCCUUAUUUACUAUGUAUUUCUUGUGCGCACAGUAACUCGCAAGUUUCUGAUGCAUUAGUGUCCUUGGAGGGAAGGCAAGGCUAAAGCAGUUCUCUCUGACGAGUCCCUGACAACGUGGCGUUCUCAAAACUAUCGUGAGCGCUCGAGGAUGGAGGUGAUUUGUCACAACAGAGAUAAAAAUCUUAAAUCAUUCAGACCUGACUGGGUUCAGCCCAGGAUUGGAUCCACUUGCACUUCAGUCAGCAGAGAUAAUUUUAAAAAGUUUUUUUUUUAACCUGUUGAAAUAUCUGUGCUAUGUCAUCUCUUUUUUUAUAUAUAAAACAUUUUUACAAUUUCUAAAAAAGUAUGUUUCAAAGUGAGUUACUUGUUAUUAAAAACCAGGAUUCCCAAGUCCUCGGUGGCAGGAGGUGCUCCCCGAGACCAGAGGGCCGUGGAAGGACGUUUCUGCCGGGGCUGAGGCAGCACAGGGCCACUCCUUUGCCCAGCUCUUUAGAACUGAUUAUUUUUAUUUUUAUUUUUAAUUCAUUGGUGCAAUUUCAAUACAAACUCUAACCCUUGUGUAGCUUUGUCUUUAAGAAAACAGUAGUUAAGUACUGUUUAAAAACCUGCAUAGAAAUAAAGACUAUUGAGAUACAGUCAGCAAAGCCAUCUGAUAAGGCACACAAGAAAAUAGACAGUAAAUGUGAAUGCAGAACUCCCACUCGGAUGUACAGCAAAGUUCAUACAGGUGCAUAAAUCAUGGAACUCACAUCACUGGUCAGAGCAGCAAAAGGUUCCAGGGAGCAGCAAGUGAAUUCGGUCCCUGGGGACACCGUGGUCAU
Molecule: messenger RNA, 5419 nt
Organism: Taeniopygia guttata (zebra finch)
Lineage: Eukaryota; Metazoa; Chordata; Aves; Passeriformes; Estrildidae
Source: RefSeq, a predicted model, not a curated record